Molecule: messenger RNA, 504 nt
Organism: Schistosoma mattheei
Lineage: Eukaryota; Metazoa; Platyhelminthes; Trematoda; Strigeidida; Schistosomatidae
Source: the annotation of a GenBank genome assembly
AUGCCGAUGUCAACAUGUCAUGUCGGAUCGGUAGUUACACCAUUGGCUGUCUUAAAUCGACUACCAGGCUGGCUCGGCACGUUGGUUAUCAGCCCUGAUGGAUCAGUUCUGCAGUCAGCUGGUGAAUUAGUGAAUAACAAGGAAUUGGCUCAACAUUUCGCUGCGAUCGCCAACAGAGUUGGCCGUUUAUUAAAUAUGGAAGGUGAAAGAAAAACUCAACAAUUCAAAAGAUUAACUAUACAUUUCGAGCAUUCAAUAUAUAUUAUGACAUGUGUUGGUGAUACCAUCUAUGUAGUAAAACGUCUACCCGAUAAUCAGAAUAUUUCAUACGCAGAGACAUAUCAACAAUUACAUCUUGUCAAAUCGGAUAAUAGUAUGACUAGUAAUAACAAUCCUAUUGAUGUACAUCAUUCUGCUACUGUUAUUAAUAAUACUAACAAUAUAGUUACAAUAGAUAAUCACGGACCUCAUUUUUUUGAAGCACGUGCUCCAGAUGAUUAUUGA